AUGGCUGAGCAAUUAACAAAAGAAUUCAAGGAGGCUUUCUCUCUUUUCGACAAAGAUGGAGAUGGAACCAUCACCACCAAAGAGCUCGGGACCGUCAUGAGAUCUCUCGGUCAAAACCCUACUCAGGCUGAGCUUGAGGAUAUGAUCAAUGAGGUCGACGCCGACGGAAACAACUCUAUCGACUUUGCCGAAUUCAUGACUCUUAUGGCUAGAAAGAUGCACGACACUGAUUCCGAAGACGAGAUCAGAGAAGCCUUCAAGGUCUUCGACAAGAACAACGACGGUCACAUUUCCGCCGCUGAAUUGAAACACGUCAUGACCAACCUCGGUGAGAAACUCUCGGAUGCUGAAAUCAGUGAAAUGAUCAGAGAAGCAGACAAGGACGGUGACGGUAUGAUCGAUUACAACGAAUUCGUAACAAUGAUGAUGGCCAAAUAA
Messenger RNA from Kwoniella botswanensis, 438 nucleotides. Its product is annotated as calmodulin. The transcript is spliced from 9 exons. Lineage: Eukaryota; Fungi; Basidiomycota; Tremellomycetes; Tremellales; Cryptococcaceae. Gene Ontology annotation, cellular component: myosin II complex. Bases 1 to 438 code for a protein of 145 amino acids. Gene Ontology annotation, molecular function: calcium ion binding. The record is from RefSeq and is a predicted model, not a curated record.